Messenger RNA from Nematolebias whitei (Rio pearlfish), 1893 nucleotides. RefSeq names its product RAB11 family interacting protein 4 (class II) a (gene rab11fip4a). Gene Ontology annotation, molecular function: calcium ion binding. Gene Ontology annotation, cellular component: recycling endosome membrane; cleavage furrow; midbody. Lineage: Eukaryota; Metazoa; Chordata; Actinopteri; Cyprinodontiformes; Rivulidae. Gene Ontology annotation, biological process: endocytic recycling; regulation of cytokinesis. The transcript has 15 exons. Bases 124 to 1893 code for a protein of 589 amino acids. The record is from RefSeq and is a predicted model, not a curated record.
GCAGCAGCAGAGCGUGACAGUCGGGAGGAGAAUGGGUGCGAUGAUGGCGACCACUGAACCGACUCUCUGACGCUAAAUGUCAUUCAGAAAAUCAUUGACCACGCUUCGAGAACAGCUUCUGAGAUGGAGAGGCCCGUUUCUCCGGAUCAGGAGCAGCUCUGGCAGUUUCUGAGGAGGCUGAAGGAGGUUUUCGACGUCUGUGACGAGGAUGCCGACGGCUUCAUCCGGGUGGAGCACCUCGUGAAUCUCGGGCUCCAGUUCGGUCAAGGAGACGAGGUGAAGAAGUUGAAAAAGCAUCUGAGUCCUAACGUUCAUGGAAAAAUCAACUUCAAAGAUUUUUGCCAUGCAGUGUUUGCUAUGAAAGGUUGUGAGGAGAUCUUAAAGAUGGCCGUAGUUCCCCUGAGUCUUACUCCUCGCCAACAGUCCGUCACAGACAAUGGUUAUAUCUACCAGAACAGUGAGGCAAAGCUUGGUCCUCCCCGUGUCACGUCUAUGAGGUCUUACCCAGAGUGUGACAUGAACAGCAGCACUGAAAACUCCAACAGCUCCGACUCGCUGGACACACCACAACAAAACAGACACUUAGGUGGAUCAGCAUCGGCUCCCGUCAUCGCUAAGGAGGAGCAGUUUGAGGACUAUGGUGAGGGAGUAGAUGUGGAUUUUACUCCAAGCAGCCCCCGCCCUGAGGAUGAGAGCCGAACAAAUGGUUUCUCAGAUCUCGGUUCCUCGCUUCCCUCCAGCGCGGGACACACUCCUCAAAAGAUCCAGCACCUGUCCAACAGUGACCUGCUGGACAUCUACUGUUCUCAGUGCUGCAAGAAAGUGAAUCUCCUCAAUGACCUGGAGGCUCGACUUAGAAACCUCAAAGCCAACAGCCCAAACAGACAGAUUUCCAGUACAGCAUUUGGACGACAGCUGUUCCAGGCCAAUCACAGUGUGUUUGGGUCCAGUCAGGACAGCAGCACAGAAGACCUGUUCACAGACAGCAUCGACUCCUGUGACCUCGACAUCACAGAAAAAGUCAGUUAUCUGGAGAAAAAGGUAACCGAACUGGAGAGUGACAGUCUGGUCAAUAGUGACGUGAAGUCUAAACUCAAACAAGAGAACACACAACUAGUUCACAGAGUGCACGAGCUGGAGGAGCAGGUGAAGGAUGCUGAGACGAAGGCUGCAGAGAAUCUGCAGGAUGAGACCAGAAGGCAUCGAGAGGCCUACACAAAGCUGGACAGAGACAGGAACACAGAAAUCGACCUGCUUUGUAACCGGAUGCAGCAGUUGGAAGAGGAGAACGGAGAGAUGACGUUAAACGUGUGUAGACUCAAGUCUCAGUCUGAGAAACUGGACCAGGAGAAGCAGAGAAUGACAGAGCAGAUGGAGGACACCAGUCUGAGGCUGAGAGAUGAGAUGGACCUGUACAGAACCAUCAUGGACAAGCUGUGGCAUAACCGCCACUUGUUCCAGAAGGAGAAGGAGUCCAUGCAGGAGCUGAUUGAUGAUCUCCGCAGGGAGGUGGAAUAUCUGCAGUUGUUCAAGUUGGAACUGGAGCAUCCUGGGAAAGGAAAGGGGCUGUCUGAGAUUAAUGCAAAAGCCAGGGAGCUGGAAAUGGAGCAUGAAGUCAAGAGACUGAAACAGGAGAACUUUAAGCUGCGGGACCAGAAUGACGACCUGAACGCUCAGAUUCUCAGUCUGAGUUUGUACGAGGCCAAGAACUUGUUUUCCUGCCACAGCAAAGCUCAGUGCCUCGCUGCUGAGAUCGACAACGCCUCCAGAGACGAGCUGGUGGAUGCUAUGAAAGAGCAGGAGGAGAUCAACCUGCGUCUGAGGCAGUAUAUGGACAAAAUAAUUCUGGCCAUUCUUGACCACAACCCCUCCAUCCUGGAGAUCAAGACCUGA